Molecule: messenger RNA, 2376 nt
Organism: Amphibalanus amphitrite
Lineage: Eukaryota; Metazoa; Arthropoda; Thecostraca; Balanomorpha; Balanidae
Exons: 1
Coding region: 233-1000 (255 amino acids)
Source: RefSeq, a predicted model, not a curated record
AGGAUCAGCCGAUGUCCGAUUUUCGCGGUACGUGAGCGCCGCCGAGUCUCCCGACGGGUGGGCUGCCGCGGCGAUCGUCUGCACUCCUUGGCAUCCAUGGCCGCCUCUGGAGUCAUCCGGUCACCUGUCGUGAUUUUUGACGUUGACUGCGACUGUAUCGAUCUGCUGCAGGUGGAGUGACAGCGCGAUGUGGCCCAGAUCUGCAGCGGCAGCCGUGUGACGCCGUGUGGCCAUGGAGCGGCAGCUGCCGGCUGUGAAGGUGUGGCUGACGCGGGACGGCGCCCGCCGCGACAGUCGCGCCGACGACCAGCUCAGCCACGUCAGCCUGGACCUGGCCGACGAGCUGUGGCCGCCGGCCGACGCUGGGCGCGCGCCGCGGCCGGCCGCCGCGCGCCGCCAGUCGCUGGUGCUGCUGCAGCGCCGGCGGGCGGCCGCCGACCGGCUGGAGCCGGCCGUGCACGGGCCCGACCGGCGGCGCAGCUCGGCCGCCUCCUCGGUCUCGGCAGAGUCGGCCGGCGGCUCGCGGAGGAGCUCGGCCUUCUCGCGGCGUUCGUCCAGCCUGGCGAGCGAGUGCAGCUGGUGCGAGCGGCCGCCGCCGGCCGUCGACAACCGGCUCUCGUUGCCGUCCGCCGCCGACCGGCGGCCGGCGCGCGCCGCCGACGGCCCGCGUCUGAGCCGCUCGCACGAGCUGGCGGCGCUGCGCCGGCCGUCGACGCUGUCGCGGCUCAGUCAGACGCUGUCGCUGAGCUCUCAGCGCGGCUCCAUCUACUUCAUCAAGGGCGCGCUGGACGAGACGUUUCCGUUCCCGGCGCCGCAGCGGCUCACCUUCACCCAGCGACUGGCGUUCCCCUCGCUGGCCGGCGAGAUGCGGCACAAGAGGCGGGACCCGUUUAACGAGACCGAGGCGCACAUGAACCUGUUCGCCAAGAUGAUCACCGUGGUGAUUCUGUGCCUGGUGUUCGUGCUGCUGAUUGGCGUCAUGUACAAGUUCCUGAGGUAAACGGGCUGGUAGGGGGUGAGGUAGAUGAAACCAUUUAGAAUUAAUGGCGGAAGCAAAGAGACGAACAAUUUGUGUGCACCAUCAUUUUCCUAUAGGUGCCGUGCUGAACCGUAUGGGUGCGCGCCGUAGUGUAUCGUACCCGAUGGGGCGGGCCAUUUGGCUUGCAGGCACCAUGCUGCAGCCGCAGUUACUCGCAGUAGCCGUAGACGGUCUCCUAAAACUGGUGGGUUCCAUCGCCCGCGAGAAGCCCCCGCGCCUGACGUGGAGCCGGCGGCCGCCUCGGCGAACGGUGGCGCUGGAGCGAGCCGGUCCCGGAGUCCACUGGACGGUCACUGGACGGUCACAGAGUCCGCUGAAUGGUCACUGGACGGUCACUGGGCGGUCACUGGACGGUCACUGGACGGUCACUGGACGGUCACUGGACGGUCACUGAGGUCCGGGCCAGCAGUGCGAGACUCCGCGAUAACAGUUGGUUAGACCAGCAUACAUACAUGUAGUGAGCCGUGCGUGACGAUCCGCUGAUCCGCAAAUGUACAUACAUACCAAUUGUGACUGUGAUGUAACUCAUCGUAAUUCGUAAUGUUGACAUGAUUGUGAGUGAGCUCUAAAACGGGUUGUGAUAUUGAUAGUUUCACGAAAUAUGUCACUUUAUUUAGAAUUGAGAACCCAACCAUUUUUAAGCACGUUUUCGCUCAACCUUGUGAUCAUUAUAACAUGUCUUGAAUAGAUUCGUUUGGUCACUGGCUUCUACGGAAUUAGCCAGAGUCUUGAGAUGACCAACAUCUCAAUACGGGUACGGGUAACAUGUAAAAUUAACUUUUAUCUAGGUAUGCUCCGAUGAUUCAAGGCAUGGGUGCCUAAUAUAUCUUUCCUAAGCAUGCUUCCAAAACUUACAGUCACUAGCCAGCCACAAUUUAAAAAAAAACUUAGAUCAGAGGCCAGUUUUACCAACAGAAAAAUAGCCGCCUGCCGGAAUUUUUUGACUAAAGACGGCUUCACACACGGAGCGUAAACGCGAUGGGCACAUUAGCAGAUAGGGCUAUACCGCUUACGCUCUGUAUGUGAAGCGGUCUUAAGUCAAAAAAUUCCAGCAGGCGGCUACUUUUCUGAACUGGUAAAACUGGCCUCUGAUUCAUGACCCUAGCCCAAAGAGUGACCGUUUAUACUUUAUUCCGAUUGCAAUCGGAGAUAUCACGUAUCAUAUUUGUCAGAAAUGCCACUUUCAUUAGUUAGGUAGGUACUCUGCGCUACUUACAUAGGUACCUAUUGCUGUGGGUGUCCCACUGGCACUCAUAGACACGAUAUAUCUAAAUAAAAGGGUCAUAAACUAGCUUAACCCUCGCAUGUGUAGAGGGGGGGGGUCGGAUGGACCCCCC